CCGAGGCGCAGGCGCAAGGGAAGUGGCCAUCGAUGCCUCGGGGCUCAGGGCGUCGAGCCUGGCUCCUCGGUCAAGACGCGGAGGCGGGGGCCAGAGCGGCGGCGGAAGCGGGCGCAGCGCAGCGGGCGGAGGCGCCGCGGACCGUCUGGGCAGAAUGUCACGAUGGACGAGGGGGGCAUGCCCCUGCUCCCCGACAGCCUUGUCUACCAGAUCUUCCUGAGCCUGGACCCUGCAGAUGUGCUGACUGCUGGGCUGGUGUGCCGCCAAUGGCAGGCUGUAUCCCGGGAUGAGUUCUUAUGGAGGGAGCAGUUCUACCGUUACUACCAUGUGGCUCGAGAUGUGCCCCGCCAUCCAGCGGCCACAUCCUGGUAUGAGGAGUUCCGACGGCUCUAUGACAUGGUACCCUGUGUGGAGGUGCAGACACUGAAGGAGCACACCGACCAGGUCCUGCACCUCAGCUUCUCCCACUCGGGGUACCAGUUUGCUUCCUGCUCCAAGGACUGCACGGUGAAGAUCUGGGACAACGACCUGACCAUCUCCCUGCUGCACAGUGCAGACAUGAGGCCAUACAACUGGAGCUACACCCAGUUCUCCCAGUUCAACCAAGAUGACUCAUUGCUGCUGGCCUCCGGGGUGUUCCUGGGGCCACACAACUCCUCCUCAGGAGAGAUAGCUGUCAUCAGCCUAGAGUCCUUCGUCCUGCUGUCCCGUGUGCGAAACAAGCCCUAUGAUGUGUUUGGCUGCUGGCUCACAGAAACCAGCCUCAUUUCGGGGAACCUGCACCGCAUUGGAGACAUCACCUCCUGUUCAGUGCUGUGGCUCAACAAUGCCUUCCAGGAUGUGGAGUCAGAGAAUGUGAACGUGGUAAAGCGUCUCUUUAAGAUCCAGAACCUCAACGCUAGCACCAUCCGUACAGUAAUGGUGGCUGACUGUAGCCGCUUUGAUAGUCCGGACCUCCUGCUGGAUGCUGGCGACCAGCCUGGGCUCCCCUGCCGAGUCUUUGACCUAGGUGGGGACAGUGAAGAGGAGGAGGCCCCUGACCCGGGUUUGCACACCUCUGGUUCUGGCCGUGUCAAGGAAGGUUUGCGGCGCAUGUUGGAUAGCAUGUGGGAUGGACAUGCACAGCUAUCAGAUUGUGCACUGGAGACCAAGGUGGCUGAGCUGCUGGCCCAGAGCCACACCAGGCCUCCAGAGUCUAGGGAUGCUGACACCAGGAACAAGUACCUCAUCUUCACCACUGGCUGCCUCACCUACUCACCACAUCAGAUCGGCAUCAAACAGAUCCUGCCACACCAGAUGACUACAGCAGGGCCUGUGCUGGGUGAGGGCCGGGGCUCCGAUGCCUUCUUUGAUGCACUGGACCAUGUCAUUGACGUGCAUGGGCACAUCAUUGGCAUGGGCCUGUCUCCUGAUAACAGGUACCUGUAUGUGAAUAGCCGUGCCUGGCCUCCUGGCUCAGUGGUAGCUGAUCCCAUGCAGCCACCACCCAUCGCAGAGGAGAUUGACCUGCUGGUGUUUGACCUCAAGACCAUGCGGGAGGUGAAGCGGGCUCUGCGAGCGCACCGUGCCUACACACCCAAUGACGAGUGCUUCUUCAUCUUCUUGGAUGUCAGCAGGGAUUUUGUGGCCAGUGGGGCUGAAGAUCGGCAUGGUUAUAUCUGGGACCGCCACUACAACAUCUGCCUAGCCAAGCUGCGGCAUGAGGAUGUGGUCAACUCCGUGGCCUUUAGCCCCCAGGAGCAGGAGCUCUUGUUGACAGCCAGCGACGACGCCACUAUCAAAGCCUGGCGUUCACCACGCACUGUUCGUGUUCUCCAGGCCCCACGCCCACGCCCACGCCCCUUCUUCUCUUGGUUUGCCAGCCAUAGACGCUGAAGGCAUCAGUGACUCGAGCUGUCGGGACCCACUGGGGAAAAUCAUACCCCGCGGUUCUUUUCUGCACCGGGGCAGAGUAGCUCAUAGCAGUAAUGCCUUAGGAGGGGACAGCCUGACCCCAACACACUCACAUGCAACCUGCUCACUUAGCCGUCAGGCUCAGCACUAGGGUAGCCCUUGUUGGCAGCACCAGAGAUCCCAUGUCAGCCUCUUGGCCAGCUUGGGGUACACAAGAUAGUAGAAGUCCUGUUCGUCACUCACCCCCUUCCCCUGGGCUGGCAGCUCACACAGCUCCAGACUGACCACUGCCUGGGUACCUUUUACACAGCAAAACCCACACCCUUGGAUGUCCUGAGUGUACCUUGGGUGACAGGCCAUAGGCUCUGGCCUCUGAUAACUUGGAUUUGUGCUACUGACUGAGCAGCCUGCAGUGGACCAUGGGUGCUGCAUGUUGCACUCAUGAGCUGUUUGGGUUAAUGAAUAAACAGUUGGCAACAGCG
Molecule: messenger RNA, 2375 nt
Organism: Onychomys torridus (southern grasshopper mouse)
Lineage: Eukaryota; Metazoa; Chordata; Mammalia; Rodentia; Cricetidae
Gene: Fbxw5
Product: F-box and WD repeat domain containing 5
Exons: 9
Coding region: 163-1875 (570 amino acids)
Biological process (GO): protein ubiquitination
Cellular component (GO): Cul4-RING E3 ubiquitin ligase complex; SCF ubiquitin ligase complex
Molecular function (GO): protein binding
Source: RefSeq, a predicted model, not a curated record